AUGCCAUCUCCAAUCCCUCCCUCCACUCCUCGUUCCUGCUCUCUUAUGCCCUCCACUGCUACACCGUCACCUAUCACACUCUCUCACUCUGUUGCAUUCUGUUUCGCAUCCCUUCUUCUGUCAUCUCAUGCCAUCCAAUCACCCAGCGGUGGGCUCGACGACCGAGUGAGGCUCGGGUGGAAGCUGACAGCGAUAGAGAAGCGGCCAGGUGGCAGCGGCUUCCUGCUGUCCUACAACACUCCCGAGGGCGCAAAGCAGCUCCCUGCACGCUCCCUGCUGCUCACCGUGCCCUCAUACGUUGCUGCUGACCUCCUCAAGCCCUACUCGGCAGCAGCAGCAGCCGCCCUCUCAGCCUUCUACUACCCACCCGUGGCAGCAGUGACCAUCUCGUACCCCAAAGAGGCCAUUCGAGAGGACAGGCUCGUGGGCGGCGAGCUCAAGGGCUUUGGGCAGCUGCACCCGCGCACCCAGGGGGAUUGUCACUUUGGGUAA
Closterium sp. Yama58-4 is the source of this 492-nucleotide messenger RNA. Lineage: Eukaryota; Viridiplantae; Streptophyta; Zygnematophyceae; Desmidiales; Closteriaceae. The record is from the annotation of a GenBank genome assembly.